AUGGUUAGAAUUCCUAUUGGAUAUUGGGCAUUUGAACAACUGGAUGAAGAUCCUUAUGUUUACGGCCAAGAAGAUUACUUAGAUAAGGCAAUAGAGUGGUCUCGCAACCACGGUCUCAAAGUGUGGAUUGAUUUGCAUGGUGCUCCGGGCAGCCAAAAUGGAUUUGAUAACUCAGGCUUGAGCAACCGCAUUGAUUGGCAAAAGAAGGAAGAAAAUAUAAACAUGACGCUUUCAGUAUUGAACUACAUAUCGACCAAGUACGGUGGAAAAGAGUACCUGGAUGUCAUCACUGGAAUUGAGAUUCUAAAUGAACCACUUGGCCCCAGACUGAGCAUGAAAAAACUGCAUGACUUUUACAAAGAUGCUUACUAUACACUCAGGGAAACUACAGACAACAACUUGGUGUACCAUGAUGCUUUCCAAGCUGUGGGAUAUUGGGAUUACAGACUGAACGGUCACAUCGUUGCAGCAAACAAUACUUACUCAGAUUUGGUCAAUUUGUCUGCUUCUGUCGCCAAUUCAAAUUACGAGAGAGUUGUAAUAGAUUACCACCACUAUGAGGUUUUCGGUGUCGGAGAACUCAAGGACAACAUUGCCGAACAUCUUAGCUCAGUCAAAGGCUACGGCCAUGCUGUCGCUGGAACCAGACACCCUGCAGUAAUCGGGGAAUGGUCUGCAGCUCUCACUGACUGCGCGCCUUGGUUGAACGGAGUUAGAAGAGGAGCUAGAUAUGAUGCUACCUACCUUAACGAUGAGUUCAUAGGCUCGUGUGAAGGAAUUAGCGACUUCUCAACUUGGAACAGCUCUUUCAAGGAGAGCGUGGGUAAGUUUAUCGAAGCACAGUUGGACGCCUAUAACAUGAUCUCGGGAUGGGUUUUUUGGUGUUACAAGACAGAAAAUGCAAUUGAGUGGGAUCUCAGCAAAUUGAUCGAGCAUGACCUAUUUCCUCAACCACUCGACAAGAGGGUAUACACCAGUUUAUCAGUAAGUCUACACCAGAGAUUCAGCAGAUCUACCAUGAUUCUCCAACUUCUGCUAGUGCUGACCGCAGUAUGCGUUCUUCAGUGA
Kuraishia capsulata CBS 1993 is the source of this 1068-nucleotide messenger RNA. RefSeq lists its product as uncharacterized. Gene Ontology annotation, biological process: glucan catabolic process. Gene Ontology annotation, cellular component: extracellular region; cell surface. The transcript has a single exon. Lineage: Eukaryota; Fungi; Ascomycota; Pichiomycetes; Pichiales; Pichiaceae. The record is from RefSeq and is a predicted model, not a curated record. Gene Ontology annotation, molecular function: glucan exo-1,3-beta-glucosidase activity. Bases 1 to 1068 code for a protein of 355 amino acids.